AGAGAGGGACUGACAAACCAAAGGACACGACAGAGAUGACUCGGAUGGACAAAGGCAAACCUCGGCCACCCUGUCACCGGAACCGCAGCGCGAUCACAAAGGACAUCAAAAGGUGUGCAUGAGAAUAAAUGCUGUGAAAUCUGGAGGAGAGCGUCAGGGAUCCAUGCUCCUGCAGAGAACGGACCUUGUAAGGGUCAACAACACUAUUGUCUGCCUACAGAGAACCAGAACUUUUUGGACUGAUCUGUUUGAGUCUACCCUCUGAGACAUUUUGCUCAACAAACUCAACCCCAAACAAACCUAAGGAGCAAUAGAAUAAAAAGCUGCUGAUUUUUUUUCCAUCCAUGGCGAGCAUUUGGGUCUCUGUACUGGGAACCAUCUGCAGCUCCAAGACUCUGUUCCUGCUGUUUUCAACGCUGCUGCUCCAGGGGCCCCUCGGUGGACAAAGCAGCCCCAUUUCCAAUACCCAUCGGAGGCAGCGCCCUGCACCGGGGCUGGGGGACGGACAUGGAGGGGUGGUGGAUCCAUCGCUGCUGGAGCAGGACAGUAACAUGAACAUGCAGAGCCUCCUGGAGAGCCUGAAGGAGCAGUUUCUACGGACUUUCAACCUGUCUGGCGUGGGUCCUCCUCCACUGCCGCCUGGAAGCACCCGGGAAGAGCCUCCUGAGUACAUGAUGGAGAUUUACAAUCGCUUUGCUAACGACCGCACCGCAAUGCCCACUGCUAACAUCAUCCGCAGCUUCAAAAACGAAGGUAACAAUCCUCCUCCUGUCAUAUAUACACUCUUUUUUUCCUGAUAUUCAUUUAAAUUUAGUUUGUAUUUUACUCAUCAGACUUUUGGUUCCCUGUGCAAAAUAUUCUGAAUUGGGUCUUUCUGAAUAAAUGUAGUUUGAUGAAGCUUUUUAUAUGAUCAUGGAAUUGCACAAAUAAUAAGUAAGUGGGUUAAAUCCAAGCUUUAGUCUUGACCUCGAUUCCUGCACUUCCCAUUACUGCAUAUUUUUCAUUUUGAGAUGCUCCUCCUUACAACUUGAUAGAAAGAUGUUAUGAGUUUGUUGCAAACUCUGACUGAAAACCUCUUUAAAAGAUUGGACUAAAUGUACAGAAGUCGAACUAAAACUGUUUUUCUCUCCCCAGACUCAUCCCCGAGUGUUAUGGGUGCAGGAGGAGCGAGAUGUCACCCACUCCUCUUCAACGUUUCAGUCCCCCAUCAUGAACGCGUCACAUCGGCCGAGCUUCGCCUUUACACCCUCGUCCAAACCGACCGCCACCUCUAUGCCGGGGUGGACCGGAAGGUCACUAUUUACGAGCUAGAAUCCCACGAUGAAGAUGUUAACUCCACUGAUGAGAACCCCGUGAGAGGUGACGCAUUCAGAGGGGGAGGGGAGCGCAUCGAGUUGGUGGAGUUGGCUUCUCGGCAGGUCUACGGCACAGAUAACGGCUGGGAGGCUUUUGACCUCACGGCUGCCGUUCAGCGCUGGCGCAAAUCCGAUCUUGGGACUACCCAUCGGUUGGAGGUGCGCAUUGCUAGCAUGGCUACAGAUGACAGCGAGGGUCUAACAGAGAACAAAGAUGGGAAACCACCUGAAGGAGACAUGAAGAUCGACAUCAGCCCCGAUGAAAAGCACAAACCUCUGAUAAUUGUUUUCUCCGAUGAUCAAAGCACCGACCACCGCGAUGACAAACGUGAGCUGAACGAAAUGAUCGACCACGAAAACUCGAAUAUGGUUUUGGAUGAUGACUUGGGGAUGGGCCUUAAUGAGCUGUGGGGAGAGCUGGGGAGGGACAACGAAAACAGAGCCGAAGAAGACGAGCCUGAUGAGGAAGAUCUCAUCCAAAUGCGCUCCAAUCUUAUCUACGACUCAGCGUCCCGCAUUCGCCGAAACGCAAAGGGAAACCACUGCAAGAAACAGUCUUUGUACGUGGAGUUCAAGGAUAUCGGGUGGGACAGCUGGAUCUUGGCGCCCACUGGUUACGAAGCCUUCGAGUGCAGUGGCAUUUGUUCUUUUCCACUGACUAAGCAUGUCACGCCCACCAAGCAUGCCAUAGUCCAGACUCUGGUCAACAUCAACAGUCCUCAGAAGGCGGCGCGGGCCUGUUGUGUUCCCACCAAGUUGGACCCCAUUUCCAUGCUGUACCUGGAUGACACAGGCGUGGUCACCUACAAGUACAAGUUUGAAGGCAUGGUGGUGGCUGAGUGUGGCUGCAGAUAGUCCAUGCUUUAAGGACGGUUGAACUCUUUGUAGAGUCUUACUUUAAGAGGAAAGAGACAGAAAUCAAUAAAACCUGGAAACUGGUCUUGGCCGGAACUGUUUUCAGCAAAGGGAUGUUGCUCAGACCCUUGCGAGGGCGCCACACCGGUGACACAUGAAAGUCUGUGUCACUAAAUAACAAUCACAGAAAAAAGUUCUUCAUCAAACUUUGCCAAAGGCAUGUGGAGAGACAGUGUGACGCCAAGGUAUGCUCAUACCUUCAAGAAUAACGAGGACUAAAAGUUCCUGAAGGACCUAACCAAGCGCUCCCUGCAGUGUGUGCGGCCUUGUGGGAACCAGUGGGCCAGUUGUCCCCCUCCCUUUGACAUCUGUCUUCCUCUCCACUUAUCUCUGGCCUCCCCACUUGAUGCAAACAUUAAUCAGCACUUCAUGUGUCCCGGCGCAGUGACAUGACCUCCCUGAGGCAACCUGACAAGACAUGAACUCUCCAGGCCCACCUCCUGCCUCCUGAUACGUAGGCGCUGCUCAGAGGUCUUAGUGGCAGGGUUAUCUACCCCAACUCUGUUUCCCACUUCACAUGCCUCUUUUCCACUCCCUCGAGCAGCAGCGAUAGCAAGGUGUGGGGGGUUGAGAAACAUGUAUGCCACCACUCAGGCUUAGAGAACUGGAUGCCCUUCUGGGUGGACUUUGGGAGGUGGAAAGGGGGGAAGCGGACGGGACAAGGGGUGCGGAAGUUGCCCCACAUUCCUCGGUAACAUAAUAUCUCUCACUCCUCAGACAUGUCGUCUAUCACCUUUAUGGUAAUAUUUGUCUUUUUGGACAGUUUUUAUCUGAAAGCUAAACGUCAGAGUGGUAAAUGGGACACUUUGCUACUUUUCUUUGUGGAUUUGCGAGAGAAAUACAGUUCGAGUUUCUUUUGUUAAGAGCCUUUUGAUACCUCUGCUGCUUUAUGUCAAAUAAAACACUAUUUAUUAUUCUAAUUUAUUGUUUUUUACAACAGAGAAGGAAACUAUGUGUGCAAAUUUCCAAGUUACUUGGUGUCGAGCAGGUUAUUAAAGACUUUAUUUUGUUGGGAAGAGAAACGGUCAAUUUCAUAAGCAGUUUGAUAAGUUUCCCUUAAAACGUCUCCCUCAUCCUUACUGUUCCAGGAAGCUAAAAUAAAACUGUGAUUCAUACUGUUAUCUGGUGAAUAUUUGGAGUUCAACACCAUUUGUUGAUUUUUUCUGAAAAAUAAUUAUCAUUCAAAAGAUCUUGUGCUGUCAACGUUUCGUUUGAUGGUUUGAGGAGGAAGCUGCCUGAGCAGUGAUACCAUGCAUUGUUGACGUUCAGAUAAAUUAGCCGGUCAGUAUCAGCCGAGGGGUCACAGUUCAUAUAUGACCCAAACAAAGACCCAUGGGAAACUGAGUGGAAGGCCUACUAAUGAACGAAACGGAUAGCCUGACAGCUAACAGAUGCAGCUGUGAUGGAAAACCUGUCCAUGAAGAGAAAAUGUGAACUAUCCCCAAACAAAGAUUCACACUCCAGAGUCCCUUACAGUUCUCCAUGAAUAUCUUUGACGGUAAAAAUGUUUUUUUUCUUCCUGUACCAACGCACACUAAAAAUGUAAAUAAAGGUUACAGAUCUGAUUUAA
This is a messenger RNA of Xyrichtys novacula (pearly razorfish), 3840 nucleotides long. NCBI's taxonomy places the organism in Eukaryota, Metazoa, Chordata, Actinopteri, Labriformes, Labridae. The record is from the annotation of a GenBank genome assembly.